UCUUGAAGACAACACUGUCAGCAGGAUCCAUUUCUGUUCUUUGAGAAAUUAAAGUCAAAAGAGUAUAUAAAUCAUGUAUAAAGUUGGGUUAUGGAUCUGCUCUGUACUGCUGUGCUUGGCAUCAGUGUCAUAUGGACAAAACCUUAAUUGCACCAACAUUCCUGCUGUUCCAACAAAACCACAAGAUGCUGAAAUUUCAGCAAUACUGUCAAGCGCAAAUGAAAAUAUCGUAGUUUGCGACAACAUCAUACCAUUCCUGAAUCCUUUCAUCGCAAGUCUCAAGUUGUCUGGUGUAGAGCAGCAGAUAAAUCAAACUUGCAAGUUGAUAGAUCAUCUUAACGUCCGACUGGAAAUCAUUACCCGACGACUUAAUUGUGGACUUGUGGUAAGCGUACAAGAGGCUAGGAAUUUGCAGCAAACGUUGGAAAACGAUCAAGUUUCAAGCAGAGUAUUAAACGGCGUGAAAGCCAGACUUAUAGUGAUCAAAAACCGUCUUCAAGCUAUUAUUACACCUGCGGUACCAUAAACUUAUAAAUGUAUUUUUCACGCCCACUAUUUCUUGUAAAAGUAAGAAGAAAAAAAAAAUCCGUUUACUUUGACCUCUGUUAUAUU
Hydractinia symbiolongicarpus is the source of this 612-nucleotide messenger RNA. RefSeq lists its product as uncharacterized. The record is from RefSeq and is a predicted model, not a curated record. NCBI's taxonomy places the organism in Eukaryota, Metazoa, Cnidaria, Hydrozoa, Anthoathecata, Hydractiniidae. The transcript has 4 exons. The coding region runs from base 74 to 526 and encodes 150 amino acids.